Messenger RNA from Striga asiatica, 309 nucleotides. The record is from the annotation of a GenBank genome assembly. Lineage: Eukaryota; Viridiplantae; Streptophyta; Magnoliopsida; Lamiales; Orobanchaceae.
AUGGCUCAAACCAACCAGCUGCCGCCGCUAGUGGGGUCGCCGCCGGUGGUGGUGAUGGAGGCGGAGUCCGGUGGCCGCUCUUCCACACCCCACUCUAUCGAGACCCUCGUGGUGGUGCUGGCCGUCAUAACCAUACUCGGGGUCGUGGCCGGAAUAAUUGCCCGGCUAUGCGGCGGCCGGCACCUGGGGUCCCACGGCGACCACGACGUGGAGGGAUGGGUCGAGAGGAGGUGCCGGAGCUGCAUCGACGGCGGCGUCGCCACGGAGCCACCCAAGGCAGCGGCGGCGGCUGAAGAGGCGAAGAAGUGA